UUAUUAUUUCAUACCUAUCUAUAUAUACACAUCAAAUAUUUGAAUGAAAAAAUGCAACACAAAGGAGGAAACAACACAACACAAUAUUAAGGUGCAAAAAUUGUCUAACAAACAAUUAGUGAAACAUGGGUGAAGCUAAGGAAAUAUGGUCAGCACCAAUAACACCUAGAACUGGAAAUUCAUUGAUGGGAACACCUAGGGUUGCAUCACCACCAGUGUCAUGUCCACCUUCACAGCUUCAUUCACCAUCUCUCACAAGAUCACCACUACUUCAAUCAGAGAAUGGAGAUGCACCACAUCCUAAGAGUAAGACUCCAAAGACUCCUAGAACACCAAGAAUGUCUUUGACACCAAGGUUUAUUACCCCUUUGGGAAGUCCUAUGAGGAAAGCUUUGAGAUUAACUAAGCUUGAUCCUCAAGAUGCUUGGCUUCCAAUAACUGAGUCAAGAAAUGGUAACAAAUAUUAUGCUGCUUUUCAUACUCUUUGUUCUGGGAUUGGUAUUCAGGCUCUUGUUCUUCCUGUUGCCUUCACUAUUCUUGGUUGGACAUGGGGAAUAUUGAGCUUGACAAUAGCAUUCAUAUGGCAACUUUACACCUUAUGGUUGCUCGUCCAUCUUCACGAAUCCGUCGAGAACGGUAUUCGCUACAGUCGAUACCUUCAGCUUUGCUUCGCCACUUUCGGUGAGAAACUUGGGAAAUUACUAGCAUUGUUUCCAAUAUUGUACCUAUCAGCAGGAACAUGUACUACAUUGAUCAUCAUAGGAGGAUCAACAGCAAGAACAUUCUAUCAAGUUGUAUGUGGAGACCAUUGCAAUCCCAAACCUAUGACCACAGUUGAAUGGUACUUGGUCUUUACUUGUGCAGCUGUGGUCCUAUCUCAGUUACCAAACUUGAAUUCAAUUGCUGGAAUUUCCCUCAUUGGAGCAGUCACUGCUGUAGGGUAUUGUACCUCCAUUUGGAUUACUUCUGUGGCACAGGGUACCCUACCAGGUGUGAAUUAUAAUCCUGUGAUGGGUGAAAACAAGGUUGAAAAUGCUUUUAGUGUGCUUAAUGCCCUUGGUAUCAUUGCUUUUGCCUUUAGGGGUCACAAUCUCAUUCUUGAAAUUCAGGCUACUAUGCCUUCAAGUGAGAAGCAUCCAUCACAUGUGCCCAUGUGGAAAGGAGUGAAGGCUUCUUACACACUCAUUGCUGCCUGCUUAUUUCCCUUAGCUAUUGGUGGCUAUUGGGCUUAUGGGCAAUUGAUUCCUGCAAACGGAGGAAUGCUUACGGCCCUAUACCAAUUUCAUUCUCAAGACGUAUCAAAAUUUGUACUUGGAAUGACCAGCUUUUUCGUAGUAGUAAAUGGUUUGUGUUCAUUUCAAAUAUAUGGCAUGCCGGCUUUCGAUGACAUGGAAUCAGUAUACACCACUAGAUGGAAGAAACCGUGCCCGUGGUGGCUUCGAGUAAUUUUCCGAGUCUUCUUCGGGUUUUUGUGCUUCUUCAUAGGAGUUGCAAUUCCAUUUUUGUCUAGCUUAGCUGGUUUGAUUGGAGGAAUAGCAUUGCCAGUGACAUUGGCAUACCCAUGUUUUAUGUGGCUCAAAGUAAAGAAACCAAAGAAGUAUAGUUUCAUGUGGUAUCUCAAUUGGUUCUUGGGAACAUUUGGAGUUGCUUUAAGUGUCAUAUUAGUUACAGCUAGUAUAUAUGUUAUUAUUGAUACUGGUGUUAAUGUAAGCUUUUUCAACCCUCAGUAGUCUCAACUAAAGAGGGAAAAAAAUUACUAGGGAAAUAUAUGCGGAUUUCUUAGGAAGAUUACAAUUGAAGUUGUAUUUUUUUAAAUUAUAUCUUAGAAAUUCAAAAUUGUAUACUCAAGUUUGUAGUUGUAAUUUUUUUUUUAAGUAUAUCUAGCAUGAUUGCAUAAUUGAAGUUGAUAUACUAGAUUUUUUAUUUAUGAUGA
Messenger RNA from Medicago truncatula (barrel medic), 1933 nucleotides. RefSeq names its product lysine histidine transporter-like 8. The transcript has 5 exons. Bases 126 to 1730 code for a protein of 534 amino acids. The record is from RefSeq and is a predicted model, not a curated record. NCBI's taxonomy places the organism in Eukaryota, Viridiplantae, Streptophyta, Magnoliopsida, Fabales, Fabaceae.